Ramularia collo-cygni is the source of this 1032-nucleotide messenger RNA. RefSeq names its product cytosolic Fe-S cluster assembling factor nbp-35. The record is from RefSeq and is a predicted model, not a curated record. The transcript has a single exon. Gene Ontology annotation, cellular component: cytosol. Gene Ontology annotation, biological process: iron-sulfur cluster assembly. Gene Ontology annotation, molecular function: 4 iron, 4 sulfur cluster binding; ATP binding; ATP-dependent FeS chaperone activity. The coding region runs from base 1 to 1032 and encodes 343 amino acids. NCBI's taxonomy places the organism in Eukaryota, Fungi, Ascomycota, Dothideomycetes, Mycosphaerellales, Mycosphaerellaceae.
AUGGCGCCAUCUCUCGAAGAACCGAUCGAGUCCGUGGACGAUGCACUGAAUGCCAAUUUGAAGAAAGCACCUGCUCUCGUAGCCCCGGAGCCAGAGCAUUGUCCAGGGCCCGAAUCAGAAACCGCAGGCAAAGGAGACGCAUGUGCCGGAUGCCCCAAUCAAGCAAUCUGUGCGUCUGCACCCAAAGGUCCCGACCCGGACAUUCCAGUCAUCACAGAGCGUCUGGCUGGUGUCAAGCACAAGAUUCUGGUCCUGAGUGGCAAAGGCGGAGUGGGUAAAAGCACAUUCACAACCAUGCUCGCCCACGCUUUUGCCAGCAAUCCCGAUAACAUGGUUGGUAUCAUGGACACUGAUAUUUGCGGCCCGAGCAUUCCGAAGAUGAUGGGUGUGGAAGCCGAAACAAUUCACGUCACAAGCACAGGAUGGGAGCCCGUUUGGGUCAGCGACAAUCUUGGUGUCAUGAGUGUUCAGUUCAUGCUGCCCAACCGCGACGAUGCUGUGAUAUGGCGAGGACCGAAGAAGAAUGGUCUCAUCAAACAGUUUCUCAAAGACGUGGAGUGGGGAGAAAUGGACUAUCUGGUUGUCGAUACUCCACCAGGAACCUCGGACGAGCAUCUCAGUGUCAACAGCUACCUCAAGGAAUCAGGCGUUGACGGUGCCGUCAUCGUAACUACACCACAAGAAGUCAGCCUGCUAGAUGUACGAAAGGAGAUCGACUUUUGUCGCARAGCUGGCAUUCGUGUUCUUGGACUGGUGGAGAACAUGAGUGGAUUUGUGUGUCCCAAAUGUACACACCAAUCUGAAAUCUUCCGAGCUACCACUGGCGGCGGCAGAAGACUGGCGAAGGAUACCGAGAUUCCAUUUCUUGGUGCUGUUCCGCUAGAUCCCAGGAUCGGCAUGAGCUGCGACUAUGGCGAGAGUUUCUUUGACAACUACGGCGACUCGCCUGCUUGCAAAGCACUGAGAGAUGUAGUGCGAAAUGUUGGCGMGCAAAUUGGGGUUGAUCCAAACGACAUUCUGGCAGAUGAGUAA